Messenger RNA from Sipha flava (yellow sugarcane aphid), 4347 nucleotides. RefSeq names its product mitogen-activated protein kinase kinase kinase 15 (gene Ask1). Gene Ontology annotation, biological process: MAPK cascade; protein phosphorylation. Bases 120 to 4220 code for a protein of 1366 amino acids. The record is from RefSeq and is a predicted model, not a curated record. The transcript is spliced from 23 exons. NCBI's taxonomy places the organism in Eukaryota, Metazoa, Arthropoda, Insecta, Hemiptera, Aphididae. Gene Ontology annotation, molecular function: ATP binding; protein kinase activity.
UAACAGUAAGAGAUAUAUUUUUUAAACAGUACAAUUUUUUUUUUGAAAAGUUAUUUUUAAAUAAUAUUGUAUUUGAAAUUGUUAAUUUUGUUAUUGCAUAGCAUUAACCAAAUUAUCAAAUGAUCGAAUGUGUUCAUGAAAGAAAGAAUAAUAUGUUUGGCUCUAGUAGUAAACUAGAUGUUGAACUUGCUGGCAACCUGGCACAUAGUGCUAGCGUUAGCAGUGACAUUUCAAACCGUACCAAAAUGGAUAUAGUGUGUGUUAUUGAUGUGGUUCAGACUUGUAAUUUGGCACAUCGCAAAAGAGCUUUAGAAGAAGUUAAACAAGCUUCUAUGAUGGUUAACGCUAAUUUGUUUAUUGUUUCGUUUGAAAAAUUAGACUUUGGAGAAACUGUUGAAUUAGAUACAUUUUACAAUGCAGAUAUAGCCAUAGUUGAUUUGUCAAUACAGUUUCAACAGAGUUCGUUAUUUUAUCAUUUGGGAUUACGUGAAAGUUUUGGAAUGAAACAAAAUAUUAUGUUAUUCAAUGAUCUUGAUUCUGAAGUUACUCUACGACUUAAGUUAUCAUGUGGGUCAUACACAUUUGUAUCAUAUAAAUUAGCUGAAUGUGGUACUUGCCUUACAACAAAUACUUCAUUUGAAGAUAAGAAUGGUACGACUACUUUUGAACCUAGAGUACCAAUUACAGUAAAAUUAAAAAAGCUGUUAAAAGAUGUUGAGAUUCAAACCAAAGUUCAUAUUAAAGAAAAAUUUUUAUCAGAUUUAAGGAAAGCAAGAGAAAGUUAUACUGGUGAAGAGUUACGUAAUAAAUUGUUAAUAAUGAGGAAACGACUAGAUGAUCCACAUGUACUCUCUGGUGAUGUAGUUCUCAAUAUGUUAAUAUCUUUUAGAGAUCUACAGGACUAUGAUGCAAUGGUUCAACUUGUUGAAGAUAUACAAACUAUUCCAAACAAAAAAAAUUAUAUACAAACUCCAGCUUUGCGUUUUUUAUACCCUUUUGCUUUGAAUAGACGAAAUAAACCAGGGGACCGAGAAAAAGCAUUAGAGGUCAUUGAACUAGCAUUAGAAAAAAAAGAAAAUCAUAUACCUGAUAUGGUCUGCUUAUGUGGUCGCAUUUACAAAGACAAAUUUGUAGAAUCGUUGUAUGAAGAUAAAUCUGCUCUUCAACAUGCUAUCCAUUGGUAUCGAAAAGGAUUUGAAGUGCAACCAAAUGAAUAUGCUGGAAUAAAUUUAGCCACAUUGUUAGUAAUUGCUGGGAAUGAAUUUUCCAAGUCUGAAGAACUUCGACACAUUGGUAUGGUUUUAAACAAUUUGAUUGGUAAAAAAGGAAGUUUACCAUCUCUUAAAGAGUACUGGGAUGUAGCUACAUUUUUUGAAAUCAGUGUACUAGCUGGAAACUAUAGUAAAGCAAUCCAAGCUGCUGAAUGUAUGUUUAAAUUAAAACCUCCCAAUUGGUACUUAAAUUCAACUGUGGGAAAUAUUUUAUUAAUUAGCAAAUUUAAAAAAAAAAGUGAAGAAAUUGAAAGUACAGCAGAAGAACAAAUUUUUGGUUUUUGGAUGGAUUAUUUUAUAGAAGCUACUAAAACUGAAAUUGAUGAUAGUAUUCGUUUUCCUAUAUUAAUUUUAGAACCAUCAAAAGUAUUUAUGCCUAGUUACGUUAAUGUGAAUUUAGGUGCUGAAGAAAAAUCUAUUCACGUUUGGAAUUUAUGUGUAUUUUGUAUGAAAAAAAUGUGUAAACAAGCACAUGAUUGGCUGUUUGUUGCUAGUAUGAUCAGAGGUGUUAGUUUAUAUAAAAGAGAUGAACGUUGUUUAUUUUUAUAUGUGCAUGAAAAUUCUGAUGAUUUUCAAAUGUUUUUUCCUUCAUCUCAAUAUCGUCAAAGGUUUUAUGAUCUCAUUAUAAAAUUGACUGAAGGGGAAGAAGGAAUGAUGACUAAUUUAGAAGAAGAUUCAAUAGGAGACCAAGUCAAUUUUGAGUAUGAGUUUGAUGAUUCAAAGAAAAAAAUUAUUCUUGGUAAAGGAACAUAUGGUAUUGUAUAUGCAGCUCGUGAUCUUAACACACAAGUUCGAAUUGCCGUCAAGGAAAUACCAGAAAGAAAUUUAGGAGGGUAUGUUCAACCAUUGCACGAAGAAAUAAAACUUCAUUCGCAAUUAUAUCAUCGAAAUAUUGUACGAUAUUUAGGAUCAAUAUCAGAAGAUGGUUUUUUUAAAAUAUUUAUGGAACAAGUACCAGGAGGAAGCCUUUCUGCCUUGCUACGAUCAAAGUGGGGUCCCUUAAAAGAAAAUGAGUCAACUAUUUCAUAUUAUACUAAACAAAUUCUAGAAGGAUUAAAAUACUUACAUGAUCAAAAAAUUGUACAUCGUGAUAUAAAAGGUGAUAAUGUUCUGGUUAAUACUUACAGUGGUGUAGUAAAAAUAUCUGAUUUUGGGACUUCUAAACGUCUUACUGGAUUGUGUCCCAGUACAGGAACUUUUACGGGCACAUUACAGUAUAUGGCUCCUGAAGUCAUUGAUAAAGGACAAAGAGAAUAUGGUGCUCCAGCCGACAUAUGGUCAUUAGGGUGUACAGUUGUAGAAAUGGCAACUGGUAAGCCACCCUUUAUAGAACUUGGAUCAGCAGAAGCAGCUGUUUUCAAAGUUGGUUAUUAUAAAAUGCAUCCAGAAAUACCAAUUGAACUUAGUGAGCGAGCUAAAACUUUUAUUCGUCGUUGUUUUGUUCCUGAACCAGAUCAACGAGCUACAGCUGCUGAUUUAUUAGAAGAUUCAUUUAUGUCUGAAAAGAAGAAAACUUCCAAGGCUUUAAUUGCUCCUCUUGAAUUUAAUCGUAGCGUUUCUGUGCCAGUUGAGAAAAAUUUAAAAUCUAAUCAAGUGUCUGUUGAUCAAGAAAAUAAUGAAAAUCCUAGCAAACGAGUAUUGAAAGAAGACAGCUGGUUAACUAAAUCCCAACCCGAAAAGAUCAAACAAAACCAGUUCCUUUCUUCUACCAGCUUACCAAAUAUGCAGCACUCUAGCAACAGUUUUGAACGGCAAAAAUACAAUAGACGGCAGUCAUCUGGAACACUAUUAUCUCCCGAGAUCGACAUGGGCACAGCAGGCAGUUCUGCAGAAGCGGAACAUGAUGGAUUUUACAUGCUGAAAAAGGACUCCCAGCGAAGGACCACAUUGGCUAGGGUAUUGGCUAACGACCGUUGCACAUUGUGCAAAGUUUGGUUACAGUUUAUAAGUCGAGAAUUCAGUCAACCCAUGUUGACAAAUGAACACUUGGAGAUGUUGAUGGAAGGUCUUCGGGUUUACAUAGCAGAUCAAAAAAGAUCAGCUGUCGAACGUACCAUCAACAGUCUGAAAGAGAAUUUGAAUUUUGACUCGGACGCUGUACAUCAAUUGCAUUUCUCGUUGUACUUCUUUCAGGACGCUGCCAAAUCUGUACUACGGCUGCAUAACAUAAAGCCUCACUGGAUGUUUGCACUUGACAACUUGGUGCACAGUGCAGUGCAAGCAGCUAUAGCUGUCCUCAAACCUGAAUUCGAAGAUAAUCUUCCGUCCAAGGAAACCAAACCGGACGGUAGUAUAUCCUCCGCCAUAACGGAUGACACGAAAAACAGUUCACCGUCAUUCGGUUCGUCGGUGAAAUCGCAGAAAACGGACGACAGCUACUUGGAGAGUGAGAGCCCUCCUUCAAAGGGUAGACACGAGUUAUACAAGCGCACGCUAAUGCUUCAGGCCGAAAACCACAAAUUACUAAGAGAAGUUUUGGAAUGUCAAAAAUCGUAUAAUAGUUUGCUGAAAAAAACACUCGAAGAUCAAAAAGACCAAGUGGCUCUUUUUAAAUCGGCAAUUGAACACAAUAUCGCAAUCUGUAUCAAUUGCUGCAAAGGCUGUCGCAAUUACAUCGAUUUCGAUUGCGAAAACGGUUCAGAAAACAACGACUGCGAUAAAGAUCUAAUCGAAUGGCUUCGCAAUGUUGGCAUAGACGAACAUUCAAUAAAAAAAAUCGUCUACGAACAGUUUUUGUUGGAUCAAAUACGACUAGAUAUUACAAGAGAAGAUUUAAGAAGUCUCGGUUUAAAACGAGGUGUGGAGUUAAGACUGUGGAAAGAAAUUGAACGCUAUAGGAUAAUGUCUGAAGAAACAAUGCCGGUGGCAAACAAUAAUAAUUAUCCCCCUGAAGAUCUGUUGCUCAAUCGGACGAGCAGUCAUAAUAUUAUUAACAAUAACUAUGUAUAGAAAUUAAUAAUUAUAUGUGUAUAAUAAACUUACCGCAUAGGUACUGUAGUUACCACCGUUUAUUUACGUGAAUUUUUUUUAUGUAUGUAUAAUUUAUAUACUAUUUGCUAAGUGCCAUGAUUAUGAA